ACUACAGUCGGGUCUCUGUCGGGUCGUCGCUCGGUCUCCGCGACGCGGGAAAAGGGCGGAGAGGGCAGUGCAGCCAUGACCGUGAAGGAAGAUCGCGCCUCCGAGAUCCUGAAGGGCUUCAAACUUAACUGGAUGAAUCUGCGUGAUGCAGAGACGGGGAAGGUUUUGUGGCAAGGCACAGAAGAUCUCUCACUACCUGGAGUGGAACAUGAAGCUCGAGUUCCUAAAAAGAUCUUGAAGUGUAAAGCCGUCUCCCGAGAAUUAAACUUUUCCUCUUCUGAACAGAUGGAAAAAUUCAGACUAGAACAAAAAGUUUUUUUCAAAGGACAGUGCCUAGAAGAAUGGUUCUUUGAAUUUGGUUUUGUUAUCCCCAACUCUACGAACACCUGGCAGUCACUAAUAGAAGCAGCGCCAGAAUCACAGAUGAUGCCAGCUAAUGUGUUAAGUGGUAAUGUAGUCAUAGAAACUAAAUUCUAUGAUGAUGACCUCCUUGUAAGUACUUCCAAGGUCAGACUUUUCUACGUCUGAAGUGAACUAUCGAGGUUUCCUGGGAUAUGUCCUGCUGAUGGCAUAUGGAUGAGAGACGCUUCAAGGUCAUGUGACCAAUGGACCAAUGACAUCUGGAUUGCAACUGGCAUAUAAGCCCUUUUCUUGAGAAUUAUCUUAGAAGAGUGAAGUGAGGAAGUCUCUAACAGUCAUCAACUUUCAGUGCAAAAAAAGACUUUGUAAAAUAUGGCAGUGAUACUUAAUACAGUUCCUGAGAUGAAUAUUGUACAUUAUUUUUAAUUUUUGUUUUGCUUUUGAUCUGUACACACAGUUUUCAACCCAGUUUGCACAGUUCUGUUGUAUGUUCCUUAAGAACGUUGUCCAAGUUUGUCUAGUUGCUUUUUUAUUGUUAUCUAUCACACAUUCCUCAGUUGAAUUAAUAAAAUAUAAAAUAUUUCUUGUAGGUUGUAAUCCAUAAUGAAGCAAAUAAUAUGACUGAAAAGCAUUAGUUUGUUUAAAAUAAAACUCUAGCUUCUGUAUUUUAAAAGUAAAAUUUGGUCAAUUUGUACUGUACAUAUUGAGUACAGUAACAUUUCAGAAUUUGCCAGUGUUUACUGCUAGGUUCAAUAUUGAAUUGAUUAAGUAUAAUAAUUUAAGUACGAAAAAGUUAGUCAUUGAAUUUUUAAAUUGGAGGUUUAAUAUUGUUUUAAUAUAAUUUAUUGUAUUAUUGGAAAUUCAUACUCAAACUACAGUCUGUCAAUUUGGGGAGGGGUCACAUAUCCAACAGCAAAUUUAUUCAACUUCAACUUAGUGAACAAGGUUCUAAACGAUUGCUUUUGAUUACUGCCAGGCAGUGUAUUCUAUGAGAUUUACUGUUUUAUACUCAUAACUGCAAUCCUGCAUGCAAAAUAGUAUCAUUUUCAGUUGAGAAGAUGGAACAUAAUAAAACUUGUUGAAUUUUU
Molecule: messenger RNA, 1448 nt
Organism: Callorhinchus milii (elephant shark)
Lineage: Eukaryota; Metazoa; Chordata; Chondrichthyes; Chimaeriformes; Callorhinchidae
Gene: pde6d
Product: phosphodiesterase 6D, cGMP-specific, rod, delta
Biological process (GO): sensory perception of light stimulus
Cellular component (GO): cytoplasm
Source: RefSeq, marked provisional